AUGCAAUUUGUCCAAUAUCAUAAACCCUGUGCCCAAAAAUACCAAUCCUACAGGGCAGCCAUUGCUCAGCUCCUCAAACAACUGGAGCAAAUCCGAGACCAGGAUUUGACAUCCGAACUGAAAGCCAACUUGAAUAGUUUGGGAGUCCAGUCAAGUCUACUUGUGCUGUCCAACCGGGAUGAGUACAGGGAGCCUACACCAAAUAUUUCAUCAAAUGGAGCUCGACUAGGAGACCAAGCCCAGCAGCUUGUUUCAAACAUGGAAGUGCCAUCGUCCCAGCCCACACCUGCCCAGUCGGCUCCACAAGGAUUGCCAUAUCUACCGAGACAUACACCGCAAGACUAUGCUGGGGACAAUGCAGCCGCUUGGCACCGGAGGGCCGAUCAACCGGAGCCAAGUCAAAUAGGACUGUCAUUGAACCAAGGCCAAGAUGCCAUGAUACCGCAAUCUUAUCCUCAGCAAACAGCCAAUCCGGCCGAGGGUCCAAAUCAGUUACCACCUGCAACUAUGGAUAGGUAUUAUGUACCCAAUGUUAGUGCGCCCCCAUACCAACAAAGUGUCUUCCCUUCGACGAACAGUGUCAGGCACUCUCCGAACCGGUCGAGCGACGUAGAGCCUGGCAAUGGUUCAUGGAUGACGGAGGACUUUGACUGGUUUAAAUAA
Messenger RNA from Penicillium samsonianum, 663 nucleotides. RefSeq lists its product as uncharacterized. The coding region runs from base 1 to 663 and encodes 220 amino acids. The transcript has a single exon. The record is from RefSeq and is a predicted model, not a curated record. NCBI's taxonomy places the organism in Eukaryota, Fungi, Ascomycota, Eurotiomycetes, Eurotiales, Aspergillaceae.